GUUGGGACAGAUGAGCUGAGGCGGCGCAAACUGAGUCUGCAGGUGGUUUGUCGCGGUGGUCGCGGCAGCGCGUUGGUGUGAGGGACUUCAGAGUUCUGGACGGGGACAAUGGCGUCUCGGGCAGGCCCGCGAGCGGCCGGCACCGACGGCAGCGACUUUCAGCACCGGGAGCGCGUCGCCAUGCACUACCAGAUGAGUGUGACUCUCAAGUAUGAAAUCAAGAAGUUGAUCUACGUGCAUCUGGUCAUAUGGCUGCUGCUGGUUGCCAAGAUGAGCGUGGGACACCUGAGGCUCUUGCCACAUGACCAGGUGGCUAUGCCCUAUCAGUGGGAGUACCCAUAUUUACUGAGCAUCGUGCCCUCUCUCUUGGGCCUUCUCUCCUUCCCACGCAACAACAUUAGUUACCUGGUGCUCUCCAUGAUCAGCAUGGGUCUCUUUUCCAUCGCUCCCCUCAUUUAUGGCAGCAUGGAGAUGUUCCCUGCUGCACAGCAGCUCUACCGUCAUGGCAAGGCCUACCGCUUCCUCUUUGGUUUUUCUGCCGUCUCUGUCAUGUACCUGGUUUUGGUGCUGGCGGUCCAAGUGCAUGCCUGGCAAUUGUACUACAGCAAGAAGCUCCUAGACUCUUGGUUCACCAGCACGCAGGAGAAGAAGCGUAAAUGAAGAGGCCUACCUGGUGGACUGCUCUGUGGGGUGAAGCCUGGAUCUCCCACUGAGCAGAGUGAGACAGCUGUUCUAAAAUCUCUGAUCUCUGCCUUGUGAUAUUGGCAGCUAGUACAGAGUAGGUCCAAGUUCACAAAAGCCUCUCCUGUUGCCAUCAGCUGAGGUCGCAAAACUAUUUUUAAUUUAUUCCUGGGUUUGGUUGCCUAGAACUGGGUGACCAACAGCUGUGAAACAUACACUUGCCUUCAGCUAGUUGAAGUUGAGGCCCUUCAGAAUUUUUCUUUAAGACUGAGCCUCAUCCUUGCCUCCCCAUGGCCAUUCUUUCUACUUCCAUCCAUCGCCCCUUAACCACCAAGACUGAAGGAGAUAGAGAAUAAAUUAAAUUCUAGUUCGAUCUAUGGGUUGUGGGUCAGGAAAUGUUUGAGAGGCUGCUCCCCCUGCUGGCUGUGGUCUCUGCUGCAAAGCAUUUUAAUUAAAAUCUCAAUAAUGUUGAGUAUCUCAAUAAAGCAUGACUGCCCUGUCCAUCCUGUGCCCUGUGUUUGGGGUUUGAUAGAUUGUGAAAGACGUGUUGCUUGUGUGGCCUUAGACACUAGGAGAUGAGCAGAGGUUUCCUGAGGAGCUUGGCAGUGGCCAUACUGAAGUGGACUGGACGUGGGGAACCUAAAUCAUAAUUCCAGCCCUGCAGCUGAUGGGCAAAAACCACCAUGAACCAGACAUUUAAUCUCUCCAUCUAUAAAAUGGUCCAUUCUCAUUUAUUCAGCUUGGAUUAUGGACUCUUAAUUGGGUAUUCAUAUAUAUCAGUCAGUAUUAAUACCCAAUUAAGAGUCAGUUAUGUGUCUAAUACCGUAUUAUGGUACCCAAAAGAAUUUUAGGGUAUACCUGAUAGUAGGGCGCUUGCAAUCUAGGUGAAACAUAAUAUACAUGUGAAACAAUGAAUACAGCAUGUAAUGGUGUGGAGCAGGUAAGUUAAAAGUAAUUAGCAAAGGCAAAUACAUAGAGACCAAGGCUUAUUAGUGGUUACCAGAGGUGGCAGGAAGAGGGAAGGGGAAGUCAUUGCUUAAGGAGCACUGAGUUUCUGUUGAUGGUGGUGAAGUAAUUUGGAAAUUCAUAGUGGUAAUGGUGACACAUGAUGUGUGUGAUCCAUGUCACUGAAUUGUACCUGUAAGAAUUGUUGAAUUGGCAAAUGUUAUAUGUUUUUACCACAAUGAAAAAAAAA
This is a messenger RNA of Trichechus manatus latirostris (Florida manatee), 1876 nucleotides long. It is a transcript of the gene JAGN1, whose product is annotated as jagunal homolog 1. Gene Ontology annotation, biological process: vesicle-mediated transport; granulocyte colony-stimulating factor signaling pathway; endoplasmic reticulum organization. NCBI's taxonomy places the organism in Eukaryota, Metazoa, Chordata, Mammalia, Sirenia, Trichechidae. The coding region runs from base 109 to 660 and encodes 183 amino acids. The record is from RefSeq and is a predicted model, not a curated record. Gene Ontology annotation, cellular component: endoplasmic reticulum membrane. The transcript has 2 exons.